Molecule: messenger RNA, 3150 nt
Organism: Xenopus tropicalis (tropical clawed frog)
Lineage: Eukaryota; Metazoa; Chordata; Amphibia; Anura; Pipidae
Gene: arhgap24
Product: Rho GTPase activating protein 24
Exons: 10
Coding region: 368-2584 (738 amino acids)
Biological process (GO): regulation of small GTPase mediated signal transduction; signal transduction
Cellular component (GO): anchoring junction; cytoskeleton
Molecular function (GO): GTPase activator activity
Source: RefSeq, a predicted model, not a curated record
CUAGUACAGCACAGUGUAUUGACACAAUCGCACCCCAUCAGUCUGUGCAAGUUCAGGGACAAUCCAUUGCCUCAGUACAAGACUAAUCUGCUCUAAUGCAGCCCGUGGGCGCUGCUCGGACAAGGCUCUACAGUAUGUGCACUGAAGUUUGCAGCGCUGCGUCUGACAAGAGGAACUGAAAGCAAGUUUUUUCUCAUGGGAGUUUUACACCUAACUCCCCUUGUAACUGCACGGAACUGAUCUUUCAGAAAGGGUUUUUUUUUUGCCUUGAUUACAGCCUGCCUUGCGAAUCAGUAUAAUACUGGCGGAUACCUGCGUAGAACCUGCAGAUCGGAGCUGAAAUCAGGAAAAGUCUAUCAGCUUGAUAAUGGAUGACUACAAUGUCCCUGUGGAAAGUCCUCAUAUUAGCCCAGGCCAGCAGAAUACAAUUAAGUGUGGAUGGCUUCGGAAGCAAGGGGGCUUUGUCAAAACUUGGCACACACGUUGGUUUGUUCUCAAGGGAGACCAGCUGUAUUAUUUUAAAGAUGAAGAUGAGAUGAAACCUUUGGGUACGAUUUUCUUGCCAGGGAACAGAGUAGUAGAACAUCCUUGCAAUGAAGAAAGCCCAGGGAAAUUUCUGUUCGAAGUAGUUCCAGGGGGAGACCGUGAGCGAAUGACUGCAAACCAUGAGACCUACCUUCUUAUGGCCAGCACCCAAAAUGACAUGGAAGACUGGGUGAGGUCUAUCCGCAGAGUUAUAUGGGCACCAUUUGGAGGCGGCAUAUUUGGACAGAAACUGGAAGACACAGUACGUUAUGAGAAGAGAUAUGGGACACAUCUUGCUCCCAUGUUGGUGGAACAGUGUGUGGAUUUUAUCAGGCAGCAAGGGUUAACAGAAGAAGGUUUAUUUAGAAUGCCUGGCCAAGCUAACCUGGUCAAGGAAUUACAAGAUGCCUUCGACUGUGGAGAGAAGCCAUCAUUUGACAGCAAUACUGAUAUCCAUACAGUAGCAUCACUUCUAAAAUUGUACCUAAGGGAGCUACCAGAGCCUGUCAUCCCUUUUUCAAAGUAUGAAGAUUUUAUUUCCUCUGCAAAACACCUGAGCAAAGAAGAAGAAUCUGGAAUGGCAGAGUUAGUGAAGCAAGUGAGGAGCCUACCUCCAGUGAAUUAUAAUCUUCUGAAGUACAUCUGUAGGUUUCUGGAUGAAGUUCAGUCACAUUCUGGAGUCAAUAAAAUGAGUGUACAGAACCUUGCUACAGUGUUCAGCCCAAACAUUCUGCGCCCGAAGGUUCAAGACCCCAUGACUAUAAUGGAGGGUACUGUAGUUGUCCAGCAGUUGAUGGCUGUUAUGAUAAGUCAGCAUGAAGUAUUAUUUCCUAAAGAUGGAGAUAACCAAUUUCACGAGCUUAGCAUCAACAACAAUGAAAUACAAAAAAAAAUUGUAUUAGGUCAGAUUCAGAACAAAGAGAAUAACAACACUAAAGAUGCUGUUGUAAGAAGGUGUUCAUGGGAAAAGAUUGAAACUCCACAAAGUUCUAAUAAUGGUUCUCCUACUGCACUGCCUGGGAGUAAAUCAAACAGUCCAAGAAAUAGCAUUCACAAACUUGAUGUCGCCCAAAGCCCACCACUAACAGUUAAAAAGAAUCCAGCAUUUAAUAAAGGCAGUGGGAUUGUAACCAAUGGAUCUUUUAGUAGCUCAGUGGAUGUCCAUGAUAAACACCAUUCCUUACCUAAUGGAACAUUACAAUCUAGAAGAACAUCAUCUUUAAAAAGCUCUGGUACUAAAAUGGGUACUCACAGUGUUCCAAAUGGUGCAGUGAAAAUGGGGGUAUCAAGCACAGAUAGUCAUUCUUUAAACACUCGGACAGCAAGCUGGUUGCCAAAUGGUUAUGUUACAAUGAGAGACAAUAAACAAAAGGACAAUGAAUCUAUACAACACAGAUUAUCUACCUACGAUAAUGUUCAUCAACAAUUCUCCAUGACAAACUCUGAUGACAAACAAAGUAUUGACAGUGCAACUUGGUCUACAUCAUCAUGUGAAAUUUCUCUUCCUGAAAAUUCCAUAUCUUGUCGCUCUUCUACAACUACCUGUCCAGAGCAGGAAUUUUAUGGGGGAAAUUUUGAAGAUCUCAUCUUAGAUGGGCCUCCUAAUGAGGACUCUACUAAUCCCACAGAUUUCGAAAGUAAAUUUGACAGGAGAAGUGCAGGUGGUCGCAGCAGUAGAGCAACCAGCAGCAGUGACAAUAGUGAAACAUUUGUUGUAAAUAAUACAAGCAGUCACAGUGCUCUUCAUAGCCUUGUAUCCAGUUUAAAGCUGGAGAUGGCAAAACAAAAAAUGGAGUAUGAAACAAAAUUAAAAAGUUUAGAACAAAGAAACUUCUCUCUUGAGACAGAAGUGGUAGCUCUGCAAGAGGAGCUAAACCAGGAAAAAAAGAAAUACACAAUGGUAGAAAUAAAAAUGAGGAAUGCUGAACGUGCCAAAGAGGAUGCUGAGAAGAGAAAUGAUAUGUUGCAAAAGGAGAUGGAGCAAUUCUUCUCUACUUUUGGAGACUUGACAGUGGAACCCCGUAGACCAGAAAGAGGGAACACAAUAUGGAUCCAGUAAAGUGACUUAAUGUGUAGGACAAGAGGCUGUUGGAGUUUUAAUGGGAAGUGUUUUAAUCAGGUGGCUGGUCACCUGACGAGGCUAGCAUGACUCAUUGCUAUCAUUUUCAGAUAAAAAAUAAUUAGGACAAUUAAUCGCAUCAAUAGCAGAAACUAUGUAACAACGUCGAUUAUUAUAUACUCCAUAAUCCUUCUAUCAAGUGUUAUAACUGGAUAUGUGUAUAUAGAAAAAGUGUUAUGUUGUUAAAAACUUGCACUCUUUUGAAUUAUAAUGAUGCAAGUCUUGCAGAUUUGAAAUGUUGUUGCAGUUAAGCUUUAUAUAAGUCUAUAUAUCCUUGCACUUAAUAUAUAACAUAAUAUAAUAUUUUUUUUGCAUUGUGCUACCAUAAGUUUAUUUUGUAUAUUAACUGUUCUUGUUCCCAGUGAAUGAACAUUAAAAAAAAUCUAGGAUGAUACUUUCUGGCAUUAAUGUUUGUGCCAAUCUACAAAUGCAACCAAGUUCCUUUACCAUGUUGUAACACUAUGGGGCACAUUUACUUACCCACGAACACUCCGACGGUGUCCGAA